Gossypium arboreum is the source of this 1605-nucleotide messenger RNA. Its product is annotated as vacuolar protein sorting 38-like. NCBI's taxonomy places the organism in Eukaryota, Viridiplantae, Streptophyta, Magnoliopsida, Malvales, Malvaceae. Gene Ontology annotation, cellular component: lytic vacuole; endosome. The record is from RefSeq and is a predicted model, not a curated record. Gene Ontology annotation, biological process: SNARE complex assembly. Gene Ontology annotation, molecular function: SNARE binding. Bases 247 to 1335 code for a protein of 362 amino acids. The transcript has 6 exons.
CGGAUCCAAAAUCGUUGACCUUUAGCAAAUUAGAAAAAUACAAAAUAUAGACUUUUGUUUUCCUCCUUUUACCCCUCUGCUUCUUUCCGAGAAAAUUUCCCAUUCCAAACAAAUUUUCGCGAGAAAAUGAUUCAAUCGCUGUGAUUUUUUUUUACAAAACUCUAACCGGGCAAGACACAGUACGAUGAGGUCGACCUACGACCUCCUCUUAAACUUACAAAAUCGAAAGCUUUCCUCAUUUCUUUCAUGGAAAACCCAGAACAACGAGACCAAGACAAAACCCUAAUUUGCGACCCGACGCAAAUCAAUGCAACACAAGAAAAUGAGAAAAUAAUCGAAUGGGAAGAUUUCGGGCAUGAGCUUGCUAGAUUGUGGAGUUUAACUUCUGCCCUUAAAGAAGCUAAUGAGAAGAAGCUAAAUCUUCAAGAAAAGCUUCAGUAUUUUAUUCAGGUUAAAACUGAGUCAUUGACUCGAUUAAAUGAGCUUGAGGAAAUGCGUGAGAGACUAGUGGCAAGAAAAGUGAUGAUAGGAAACAUGUCAACGCGUUGCAAGGUUGCAACAGAGGAUGCUAAAAAACAGGAGAAAAUGCUUAGUACUGAGUUGAGAUCAUGGUUGGUUGCUGGUACCUCUCUUUCUGUUGCAAGGAAGCGACUGCAGGAAUCCAAUAGAACUCUCAAUGAAAAAAGGGGUUACAUUAAGCUGAAAAACAUGCAGAGGAAGCUACGAGCAAGGCAACAAUAUAUGAUAUCACAAGUUUCUUUGCUCUAUCCUGUAAAGAUCUUGGUUGGACCUGCACAAGAGCAAGAACUUGAAUCCUAUCCAAGCAGUAGUAGACUAGGGAAUUCUUCUGUAUCUAAGCCCAUUAAUUGUGGAACCUUGACGAUAUUGGGUCUGCAUCUCACCAUGCGUCCUUUUACGAAGAUGAGUUUUUUCACUGACAAAAAGGAGGUUCAGAAAUCUGCAACUGCCUUAGGAUAUGUUGCACAUGCUGUUUCACUAAUUGCUUCAUAUUUACAAGUUCCCUUGCGUUAUCCUUUGCGCUUGGGUGGUUCCUGCUCUUAUGUCAACGACAAUGUACCACCAGCAGGGCCUACAACUUUGGAUUUUUCAUGGAAAACACCACUGUCUGCAACUGUGAAGCCUGUCGAAUUUCCGUUGUUUUUAAAAGGUCAAGACACAACAAGAGCAGCUUAUGCUAUAUUCUUGUUAAGCAAGGAUAUUGAGCAACUUUUGAACUUCAUCGGUGAGGACAGCUUAGGGCCACGGCAUUUAGUAGCAAAUUUGAAGGAGCUUCUGAGGUGUGUCCAGUCUUCAGAAUUCAUAGAUACCUCCUGAAUAAAAGGGAUACAACUGUAUAUCAUUAGUUAGUUACAUUGUAAUACUUUGGGUGCGAAUUUUUUACCAAGCACCUACAAUAACCCUCCAAAGGUCUUGGCUGUUAGGAAGGUCACCCUUAGUGAGCAUAUCAUUUUUAAAUAAAAACUGGGUCCGGAAGGAUUUGCAAAUCAGAUUAUUAUGUGUAUGAAUGUUACUUGAUUGUCAAGUUUCUAAAUCUUCAAUAAAUUUGCCAAGACGAGCAGAAAACAGGUUAGAUUUUUGCUUAAA